AUGUUCCAAAAUGGUGAUGCCCAUCAGUUUGUGGGCUGCUGCACUAUUAAGAAGGAUUUCAUGCUCCCACCUCCAGAGACACAGAGGAAAGCAGCGCAGAACAGGCACAUUUCUCCUGAACUUGGUAGGCAGGAGGUGGCCAUGAUGGACAGUCGGCAAUGGCAGGGUAAGGCUGACCCUUUUGGUGCAGUAGCUGUCUCCUUGGUGAGUAGACUCUCUGACCAGCAGAAGAUCAGCAAGUCACCCUUCAGCCAGUUCAAAGAGGUAUAUUUGUCCCCUGUACUGCACCCUUUGAACAAGACUUUGGUUACGGGCGACCAGUGGAAGGAUGUUGAUAGCAUCCAGGAAAAGCGCAGGUCCUUCCUAUAUGAGUUCUGCAAGAAAUACAACAGUAUGAAGAAGUUGAGAACUCACCUGGUGCACGUGGUGUCAAGAAUUUACGUGGAGGACAGGCACAAGGUCCUGUACUGCGAGGUGCCAAAAGCAGGCUGCUCCAAUUGGAAAAGGGUCCUCAUGGUGCUCAAUGGACUUGCCACUUCGGUACACAAUAUUUCCCAUGAUGAUGUGCACUAUGGAAAGCACCUAAGGAAACUGGACAGUUAUGACCUAAAAGGAAUAUACACACGUUUGAACACAUACACCAAGACUAUAUUUGUACGUGAUCCUUUGGAAAGACUGGUAUCUGCCUUCAGGGAUAAGUUUGAACAUCCAAAUAGUUAUUACCAUCCAGUGUUUGGGAAGGCAAUAAUUAAGAAGUAUAGACAUAAUGCAAAUGAGGAAGCAUUGGAAACAGGAUCAGGAGUUAAGUUCAAGGAGUUUAUCCAGUAUCUUUUAGAUUCCCAUCGUCCAGUAGGAAUGGACAUUCACUGGGAGCAAGUCAGUAAGCUCUGCUAUCCCUGCCUCAUCAACUAUGAUUUUAUAGGAAAGUUUGAGACUCUGGAAGAAGAUGCCAAUUACUUUUUGCAGCUGGUAGGUGCUCCAGCUGAGCUAAAGUUUCCUAGAUUCAAAGACAGACAUUCCUCUGAUGAGAGAACAAGUGCAGAAGUAGUGAGGCAAUACUUAAAGGAAUUGUCUAAGGAGGAGAGACGGCUGACCUACGACUUCUAUUACUUGGAUUAUUUAAUGUUCAAUUAUACAUCACCAAUUGUAUAGCAUUGGGAUAGCUUCAGGCUUCUAUUAGAUAUUUAUCAUGUUGGGAUUCAGAACAACUACUUUGAUGCUACCCCUGAAAGGAAACAGAGUAGCUGCUAAGUGGAGCUGUGUUGACUUAGUGCAGGUUUUAUAAACUAAAGUGACAUAAAGUUACAAGAAAAAGCACCAAAAAAGAAAGACCCAUAAACAGCAUAAAUUGCAGUGAAAUGCCUGAAAAAGCUGCUUUUACCAUUAUUGUGGAAGAGGUAGCACAGCCAGAUGUUACAUUAGCUUACCUGAAGUUCUUUUAACGGUUAAGAAAAAAUCAUUUGGAGUAGCAUGAUUCCUUUUGGUGUGUCUGCUUCAUAAAUUGGUUUUGAAACUAUUUUUUUGAAUGUAUUUUUUACUUUCUG
Phasianus colchicus (ring-necked pheasant) is the source of this 1544-nucleotide messenger RNA. NCBI's taxonomy places the organism in Eukaryota, Metazoa, Chordata, Aves, Galliformes, Phasianidae. The record is from RefSeq and is a predicted model, not a curated record.